AUGCCCUUUGGUUUGAAAAAUGUGGGGUCUACUUAUCAACGGAUGAUGACUAAAAUGUUCGAACCACAAUUGGGCGGAAACAUUGAGGUCUACAUUGAUGAUCUGGUUGUGAAGAGCAAAGUGGCGUCCGAACAUGUGGAAGAUCUUGCGAGCAUUUUUGGGAUUUUGAGAAAGCACAAGCUACGCCUGAAUGCUUCAAAGUGUUUGUUUGGGGUAAGCUCUGGAAAGUUCUUGGGAUACAUGGUGACUCACAGGGGAAUUGAGGUGAAUCCAGAGCAGAUUAAGGCCAUUAAUGGCUUACAAGCACCUCGGAAUCCUAAGGAGGUGCAGAAACUGACAGGGAUGACUGCUGCGUUGAACCGAUUUAUAUCUAGGUCAGCCAAUAGGUGCAAACCCUUUUUCAUUUUACUGCAUAAGUGGAAAGGGUUUGAGUGGAUUGUAGAAUGUGCCAUAGCAUUUCAGCAGUUGAAAGAAUACUUAUCUCGGCCACCUAUCAUGUCCAGUUCGAAGGUGGAUGAGGUCCUGUUUGCCUACUUGGCGGUGGCCUCUCAUGCUGUCAGUUUUGUUUUGAUACAAGAAGACAGUGGUAUUCAAAAACCAGUCUAUUACGUAAAUUAUAUUGGGAGGGUUGCUAAAUGGGGCACGAUUUUGGGGGCUUUCGACAUCAAAUAUAUGCCUCGUACCUCUGUGAAAGGCCAGAUCCUUGCCGAUCUAGUAGCCGAGUUUGCUGAACUCCUAGAAGAAGCAGAGGUAAAGCAACAUGACAUGGAUGAAAAAUUGGUUGGCUUAAUCUCCACACAAGACACCUCAUCUUGGAAAGUAUAUGGAGACGGAGCAACAAACCAACGAGGAGCAGGAGUGGGACUAGUUCUGGUAUCCCCUAAAAAGAUCAUCAUUGAAAAGUCUUUGAGGCUGGGAUACUUGGCUACAAACAACGAAGCGAAAUAUGAAGCUUUGUUGAUGGGGAUGACUAUGGUCCAAAAAAUGGGCGAGAAGGAAGUGGAAGUGUUCUCUGAUUCAAGACUGAUUGUAGGCCAGGUAAAAGGGGAACUGGAAGCCCGAGAUGCAAGGAUGCAGGAAUAUUUGAGUCAAGUUAGGCGUGUGCAAACGAAAUUCGAAUCUUUUGACUUAUCGCAUAUUCCCAGAGGUGAAAAUACCCAUGCAAAUUCCUUAGCAACCCUUGCCACCUCCUCAGCACGGAAUUUGCCUCGGGUGAUAAUCAUUGAGGAUUUAUACACCCCUACCCCAACAGGGAAGGACAUGCUCUAG
Molecule: messenger RNA, 1269 nt
Organism: Quercus robur (English oak)
Lineage: Eukaryota; Viridiplantae; Streptophyta; Magnoliopsida; Fagales; Fagaceae
Exons: 2
Coding region: 1-1269 (422 amino acids)
Molecular function (GO): RNA-DNA hybrid ribonuclease activity; nucleic acid binding
Source: RefSeq, a predicted model, not a curated record